AUGGCGGACCUUGCCCCUUACGCUCUUAUUUAUGACCCCUCGCCAACCGACCGGCCUUCUGUCCAGGACUUUAAGAACCACCUGGAAAAAGGUUCGGAUGAUGUCAAGAUUGAUGCCAUGAAGCGUCUUCUUGUCAUCAUGAUUAAUGGCGACCCUAUGCCUCAAUUGCUUAUGCACAUUAUUCGUUUUGUCAUGCCUUCUAAGAACAAGCAGCUUAAAAAGCUUCUUCACUUCUAUUGGGAGGUUUGCCCAAAACUCAACCCUGACGGUACUCUCAAGCAGGAGAUGAUUCUUGUCUGCAAUGCUAUUCGCAAUGACCUUCAGCAUCCUAACGAGUAUAUCCGUGGUGCAACUCUUAGAUUUCUUUGCAAACUUCACGAGCCUGAACUUUUGGAUCCUUUGAUUCCCUCCAUUCUCUCAUGUCUGGAACACCGUCAUGCCUAUGUUCGCAAGAAUGCUAUUUUCGCCGUUUACAGCAUUGCUAUUGAGCCUGCUACCAGUCAUCACAUUCCCGAACCAGCAGAAACCAUCCAGACUUUCCUUGAUGCAGAGACUGAUGCUACCUGCAUUCGCAAUGCUUUCAUUGCCCUUUCCAAUCUUGACCGUGAACGCGCCAUUGAAUUUGUUCGUUCUAAGGCUUCCAAUGCUGCAGCUCUCGAUGAGCUUCUUCAGCUUGCUUUCAUUGAGUUCAUCCGCAGAGAUGCUGCUCACAACCCGGAUUACGUCCCCCUUUACCUUAAGAUUAUUUUUGAUAUUCUUGAUUCUUCUUCCAAUACUGCAAUUUAUGAAGCCGCAAAUGCUCUUACUAGACUUUCUUCUGAUCGCAAUGCCAUCAAGGGUGCUGCCACCAAACUCAUUGAGCUUGCUGUUAAAGAGCCCGACAAUAACGUUAAGCUUAUUGUUUUUGAACAAGUCAACAAGCUCCACCAAAAUAACCCAGGUAUCCUCAACGACCUUGCCGUCGACAUUCUUGCUGCCUUGUCUUCUCCUGACUUUGAGAUUCGCCAAAAGGCUCUCAAGAUAUCUCUUUCUAUGGUUACCAGCCGGAAUGUGGAUGAUGUUAUUAAGCUCUUGAAGAAGGAACUCAACAAGACCUUGACUCAGGAUUAUGAAAAGAAUUCUCUUUACAGACAACUUCUCAUUCAAUCCAUUCAUACAUGUGCUGUGCGUUUUGCCGAAGUUGCCAAGAGUGUUGUUGAAAUGCUUCUGGAUCUUUUGAAUGACGAAGAUUCUGCUUCAAGUUCAUCUGCGAUUGAUGUCAUCAACUUUGUCAAGGAAGUUGUUGAAAUCUUCCCUAAUAUGCGCGCUGAACUUAUUUCCAAACUUAUCGUUGCUUUGGAGAAUGUUCGUACAGCAAGCGCUUACCGAAGUGCUAUUUGGAUUGUUGGUGAAUACUCGCAUGAUGAAAGCGAAAUUAAGAGUGCUUGGGCCCUUAUUCGUAAGAGUCUUGGUGAAGUCCCCAUUCUUUCUUCCGAACAAAGACUUCUUGAAGAGGCCGAGCAGUCUUCGGAGUCCACUCAAACUAAUGGUGUCUCUGAGGAGCCUCACAAGAGUAGCAAACCGAAGGUGCUUUCUGACGGUACCUAUGCUACAGAAACUGUCUUUUCUACAAGCCAAAAGGCACAAGAUCAGGUCAAGUCCAAUAGACCUCCUCUUAGAUCUUUCAUUCUUGAUGGGUCUUGGUUCCUUGCUUCUGUUUUGGCCUCGACCAUUACCAAGCUCACUCUUAGAGCUUUAGAUGUUAGUGAAAAUGAAGGUUUUAAGAAUGCUCUUCGUGCUGAAGCCAUGCUUAUUUUGAUUUCAAUCAUUCGCGUGGGUGAAUCUUCUUUGGUCGCCAUCAAGAUUGAUGAGGAUACUACUGACCGUAUUUACUCGUGCAUUCGGGUUCUUGGUGAGGGCUACGACAACGAGACUAUUGACAAGGCCUUCUUGUAUGACAGCAGAAAAGCUUUCCAACAUAUUGUUCAAGAGAAGGAAAAGCAGCGCGCUGAGUCUACUGCCUCUGAACGCGAAAAACAUGCUUCGCAGGCUGAUGAAACUAUUCCUUUCAGACAAUUUGCUGCUCUUAAUACCGCCUCUGAAUCUACUAACAGUGAUAGCUUGGAUAACGAUCUUGUUCUCGCUUCUGGUUCUAACUCAGAUGCUUCUGCUGAAAAGGUCACUUCCAAGUUGGCUCGUAUUGUUCAGCUUACUGGUUACUCGGAUCCUGUUUACGUUGAGGCAUACAUCAAUGUCCACCAAUUUGAUAUUGUUCUGGAUAUUCUUAUCUUUAACCAAACUCUUGAGACACUCCAGAAUCUUUCUGUUGAGUUUGCUAGCAUUGGUGACAUUCGCGUUUCUAGUAAACCAUCUUCACAGAAUAUUGGCCCUCAAAGCUUCCAUACCUUGCAGGCUAGUUUCAAGGUUUCAUCUGCUGAUGCUGGUGUUAUUUUUGGCAAUGUUAUUUAUGGUGGUUCCACCGCUGGUGAUAACAAUAUUGUCAUUCUUAAUGAUAUUCAUGUUGACAUUAUGGAUUACAUCAAGCCUGGAAACUACACAGAAACUGAAUUUAGAUUGCUGUGGAGCGAAUUUGAGUGGGAGAACAAUGUCAGCAUUAGUGUCCCAGGCAAUUCUCUUCGUGGUUUCCUCAAGUAUCUGUUGACAAAUGCCAACUUUGCAUGCCUCACUCCUAGCGCUUUGAGCCGCAGCGACAGCUCUGAUGAAAAUGCCAAUGAGGACGAUGAUGACUGUCAAUUCUUGAGUGCCAACUUACAUGCUCGCAGCAAGUUUGGCGAGGAUGCUCUUGCCAAUCUCAGUAUUGAAAUUAACGAGGCCACAAACCGCAUCACAGGCCAUGUCCGUAUCAGAUCUAAGGGUCAAGGUUUGGCUCUGUCACUGGGUGACCGGGUUGCUGACUUGCAGCGACAGCGCAUCAUUGAAUAUGCACAAAAGUCGGAGCUGCGAUGA
Molecule: messenger RNA, 2946 nt
Organism: Magnusiomyces paraingens
Lineage: Eukaryota; Fungi; Ascomycota; Dipodascomycetes; Dipodascales; Dipodascaceae
Exons: 1
Coding region: 1-2946 (981 amino acids)
Biological process (GO): intracellular protein transport; endoplasmic reticulum to Golgi vesicle-mediated transport; intra-Golgi vesicle-mediated transport
Cellular component (GO): COPI vesicle coat; cytoplasm
Molecular function (GO): structural molecule activity
Source: RefSeq, a predicted model, not a curated record